GGACAGCAGGAGGCUCAGAUUGGCGCCCAGCCUGGAAGAGGACCCGAGGAACUGUGAACUCAGAGAUGGAGCGGCCCCCAUGUCUCCUGCUCCUGCUUUCCCUGUCCUACCCCUUGGCCCAUGCUGGUGCUUUGCGGAAUCAGAUUGUUGGGGGGCAUGAAGCCAAGCCCCACUCCAGACCCUACAUGGCAGCCCUGAAGGUUUCGGGUGAUUUUGGCUGCGGGGGAUUUCUGGUGGCCCCGGAUUGGGUGAUGACCGCCGCUCACUGCAUGGGGGAUAUCACCGUGAUCCUGGGAGCUCACGAUAUCCAUAAGCCAGAGGCGUCUCAGCAGGUGCUGGGGGUUGAGACUUACUACAACCACCCUGAAUACAAUGACAUCUUGAUAGCUAAUGACAUCCUGCUGCUAAAGCUGACAGCGAAGGCCAAGCUGAAUAAAUAUGUCCAGGUCAUCCCUCUGCCCAAGACCAGCAGCGACGUCCCCACCGACACCAAGUGCAGCAUAGCGGGAUGGGGCUACAUUGACAAAGAGAGGGUCACCAACAGGCUCUUUGAGACCAACGUCACCAUCUACAGCCGCAGGAAAUGCCUCAGCAUCUACCCCAACCUCAACGAUGGCAUGCUAUGUGCCGGCAGCUUCCACCACCUCAAGGACUCCAGCCAGGGGGAUUCCGGGGGGCCUCUGAUCUGCAACGGGGUGGCACAGGGAAUUGUUUCCUUUGGCUACAGCUUCCCUCCUGCCGUCUACACCCGCAUUGCCAACUACCUUCCGUGGAUCAGGAAGAUCAUAGGCUAGAGGACCGGAGAGGGAGAUGCUCCAGCUUCUCCUCCAGCAUCUUCUGCCUUGGAGAGCCGUGCUGCUUUCCCUUAUACUGCAUCCACUGGCUUUUUCUCCCUUCCUGGUGUUGUAUGAAACCGUAGGGGACAAGACUCUCUCUAGGUGCCUCUAUGGCCUUGUUACUGUAGCUCUGAAGGCCUGCAGGCCCAGCAGGUCCCUUGUCACCUGGGUUCUGUUGGCUCAGGAGAGGAAUGUCAAGUUUUCAGCCCCCUGAGUGAAUAUUCUCUUGACUGGUCCCCUGAAGAAGCAGAGGCUUAAUACGAGCCAGGGGCUUUGCUGUUCUGAGGGUCUUCAGGAUUCCUUCUGUCCCAGUUGACUUAAAUAGGGCACAGCUGCCCAGUCUCCGGCAUGUGCCUAGACCAUCAGAGCAGAGCCAGGGAUAAUUCUAGAGCAGGGGGCACUGAAGAGGGUUGAAAUCGGCCCAAGGAGGUGGUUUUGGACCACCUGGAGGGGAAGGCUCUGACCUGUGCUCGCUCCCUCCUGGGCGUUCCCUGGUUUGUUUCCCUGGUUCAGUCCCAGGCUGAGGUUGGGCUUCACUUGGGUUUACAGAGGAGUUUCUCUCCCUGGCAAUUUCAGCUGGUGCCACAUUGUCAGAGCUGAAGCGGAGAGAAAUCCAGAGGCUGGAAAGGGUCCAGCAAAAGCAUGCAGCAGCAGGCGUCUGAAUCCUGGCCAGUCCCCAACUCCCCAACGCUAUGUUCUCACACCCCCUUCACCCCGGUCACUGCUCCAUUCCUCCUCUGUCGCUCGCUGCGAUGCUGGGCAUGUAACAAGCCUGAAAAAAUAAACACCAAUCUGCAUUUCACAGCGUCUCAUUCUCCAACUUCACAACGUCCCUUUUCAGUGGGUUUCUGAUCAUUCUCCAGAUAAACACAAAGGGCCAAAUUCUGCUCCCAGUUGCAAUGGGGUAGGCCCUUUGAUUUCAGUGGGUUGCAUGGGUGUAAAUGAACACCUCAGCCCAAAGGAGAACAGCCCUCUUUCCACUUCCCAGGCCACAGGCGGAAGUGCCCCAGGAGAACUGAAAAAGACCCAUGUGGUUUUCUGUUUUCCGGACUAUGCAGCCUUUAAUAUCUCCUGUCUAGAGGGAACUUUGCAAGUGGGAAGGGCACGGUCUGUAGGUGUUCCUGGUCCUUAUUGCUGGGAAUGUGUAACCCACCUGAUUAUGUGAUAUAUGCCAUCAUGUGCCAGCAAUGCUCCUCUGCCAUGUACAUUGGCCAAACCAGACAGUCUCUAUGCAAAAGAAUAAAUGGACACAAAUCUGACAUCAGG
Messenger RNA from Chelonia mydas (Green sea turtle), 2102 nucleotides. Its product is annotated as mast cell protease 1A. Gene Ontology annotation, biological process: proteolysis. Gene Ontology annotation, molecular function: serine-type endopeptidase activity. The transcript is spliced from 5 exons. The record is from RefSeq and is a predicted model, not a curated record. NCBI's taxonomy places the organism in Eukaryota, Metazoa, Chordata, Testudines, Cheloniidae. The coding region runs from base 66 to 794 and encodes 242 amino acids.